Messenger RNA from Ornithodoros turicata, 6450 nucleotides. RefSeq names its product cell adhesion molecule Dscam1-like. Bases 339 to 5063 code for a protein of 1574 amino acids. Gene Ontology annotation, molecular function: protein binding. Gene Ontology annotation, biological process: cell-cell adhesion. The record is from RefSeq and is a predicted model, not a curated record. The transcript is spliced from 27 exons. NCBI's taxonomy places the organism in Eukaryota, Metazoa, Arthropoda, Arachnida, Ixodida, Argasidae.
CGCUCUUCACAGGACACUGCGUCGAUCGAAUCUCCAUGUGAUUCUUUGCAUUGACAGGGAGUUACUUGGGAAUGUUGCACGCGUCCUCCCGUUGCGGUGCAAGAACCUGCUGACGUGCGCUGAAAAAGUACUCGUGAUAAUUGCACCUUGAAUGAUCGGACACCGAAAUGUGUUGGGUGAGGUGUUAAGUUGUGGCGAAGAACUAGCGCGAGGAGUGUGUGUGCGUGUGUGUGUGUUUUAGGCAAAAGUGCCGCGGAGGAUUUCUGGGAAGCGAGGGGAAAACAUGAAACUUUGAGCAAGCGAUUGUGUCGUCCAGACGUGUUGGAUUAGGUUAAAGGAUGUUGGUGAGCAUGUCGUCGCUUCGAAGUGGCUUGUUCUUCCUGACGACGUUCAUUGUCUCUGCAUCGACAGUUGUAGGGGGUAGACAAGAACGGCGUGGUCCCGUGUUCAGUAUCGAACCUCCGUCUCGGGUGGAGUUCCUCAACUCGACGGAGUCGAUCCUUCGGUGCGAGGCGGAUGCCCGCCCAGACGCAGUCAUAACAUGGAGUCGUGUGGGGGCAUCGGGUCCACUGCCUGACAUCGCCGGCCUGCGCCACGUCCGGCCCGAUGGAGCACUCGUCUUUUCCUCCUUCAGAGCCGAGGAUUUCCGGCAGGACAUCCACGCCGCCGUGUACCGAUGCAGUGCCUCAAAUUCCAUAGGGACCAUCGUCAGCAGGGACGUCCACGUCAGAGCCUCUGUGAUGCAACACUUCGAAGCGCAGGUGUACGACGAAUUCGUCAUCAAGGGCAACACGGGGGUCCUUCGCUGUCAGAUUCCCAGCUUCGUGAAAGAGUACGUCACUGUGACGUCAUGGAUACGUGACGAUGGGCUAGUCAUACACGCCGAUGCUGAUACUGGGGGACGAUACACGGUAUUCAAAUCCGGCGAACUUCACGUGAGGCAAGUGGACAGUGCAGUGGACAACCAUCGGAAGUACUACUGCCAGGCCAAACAUCGCAUCACUGGGGAAGUUCGUCGCAGUGCUUCCGUGGCGCGGCUUAUUAUUAUUGAUACACAUGUAAACACGUCACCAAGAUUGACUGAUCGACGUCCAGUGGUGAGAGCUCGGCAAGGAGAUACGGUAAAAGUACCCUGUGCUGCGCAAGGAUACCCGGUGCCUUCUUAUGCCUGGUACCGAAUCGAGGGCGGUUGGCAGGUCGCCCUGGACAGGGGCAGGUUCCUUCAGGCUGACGGAACGCUAAUCCUUCGCCACGCCGCCAUCGCUGAUACAGGAAAAUACGUCUGCGUCGUAAACAACUCGGUUGGAGAAGAUCGUAUGGAGACGCAACUACAUGUCACGGCCCCGCUGUCGGCAACCGUGAGACCAAAGAGGACCGUCGCCAUCGAAGGUUCUUCAGCGACGCUCAACUGUUCCGUGUCGGGGCAUCCCGUUCAGGCCGUAAUGUGGUUGCGGAACGGCCAUGCUGUCAGCAGCCGUGUCAAGAUGCUGACCCGCGAAACCCUGCACAUCCCGAGCGUUUUGCGAGACGACAAAGGAAUGUACCAGUGCUUUGCCAUCAAUGACUACGACUCAGCGCAAGGCACAGCGGAGAUCACACUCGGAGAUGACCCCCCUGUGCUGACCUACAAGUUUCAUGAGCAGACAAUGGAACCGGGAUCGGCUGUAUCCCUGAAAUGCGCCGCCACUGGGACCCCGUUACCGCAGAUAGUGUGGUCCUUGGACGGUGGGCCCGUGAACGAAAACAUGCGACUGCGUAUCGGAGACUUCGUCACGAACGACGGCUUCGUUAACAGCUUUGUGAACGUCACAGCCGCCAGAACUGAAGACGGUGGAUACUACGAGUGUCGUGCCAGCAACGACGUCGAGACCGUGAGCCAUGGAGCUAGGCUUCGGGUUCGGGGCCCGCCUUUCGUCCGACCCAUGAAGAAUAUGUCUGUUUUGGCGGGAACCACGUUAACCGUGAGCUGCCCUGCGGCUGGUCAUCCGAUCAGCGAGAUUGUGUGGUACAAAGGAGGAUCCAAACUGCCACAGAGCAAGCGUCAGAGCGUCUACCCCAACGGCACCCUCACCGUGCAGAAAGUGGAAAGGAGCAGCGACGAAGGCUCCUACAAAUGCGUCGUCAGCAACGCAAAGGGAGACACUGCGUCGAUGGAGAUGUUCGUCACUGUUUUAGUGGCGCCUGUGGUUGCCCCAAUAUCAUUUCCGUCAACCCUAAAGGAAGGCAUGCGUGUCAUUGUCACCUGCUCCGUCAUCGAGGGCGACAGUCCAGUCCGCAUUCGGUGGCUGAAAGACAAGGGACCCCUGGCUCCCAAUGGUGCUAACAUCAAAGUGGAGUCAAGCAACGAGUUCUCUUCAACAUUGUUUAUUAAAAAUGUUAAUUACAAGCACAGAGGCGAAUACACAUGCGUCGCCACAAAUAAUGCAGCGUCGGCCAAUCAAACAGCUAACAUGGUGGUGAAUGUGGCCCCGCGUUGGAAAAUGAUGCCCAAGGACAAGUCAGCAGUGGUCGGGGAGAAUGUUGUCGUCGACUGCCAGGCCGAAGGUUCUCCGCAUCCUAGGAUAUGGUGGGAAAAGUCUUCAGGGUCGUCAGGAUCACGUCCUUCGGAGUACAAGAUAAUCAUAAGCAAUUCGCACAUUCAUACCCUGGAGAAUGGAUCCCUGAUGGUUCGAGAAGCAGAGCAAAAUGAUACGGGUUCCUAUCUCUGCCAAGCGAACAACGGUGUGGGGUCAGGGAUCAGCAAGGUUAUUGAACUUAAAGUGCAUGUGCCUGCGAACUUCAAAUCUGCCUUCAGCUCUAAAACACUGCGAAAAGGAGCUACUGCCAAUUUAAAAUGUGAGGUGUUUGGAGAGAAGCCACUCACAAUAGCGUGGAAUAAAAAUGGACAACCUUUUACGCCGACCAUGGAUCAAAGGUACGACGUGAAGACUACUGACAUGGACGCAAGCGCUGUGUCCGAAAUGAAAAUUCACGCCGCCGACAGAAGAGACUCUGCCUUAUUCUCCUGUCUCGGAACAAACGAGUACGGACAGGAUGAAACAAGGAUUCAGCUCAUUGUCCAAGAGCCACCUGGAGCUCCAUUCAACGUUCACUCAUCGAACAUCGUAAGCAGAGCGUUCACCGUUUCGUGGGACCAACCUUACACAGGCAAUAGCCCCAUUUCCAGCUACAAGGUUCAAUACAAAGAAGGGGGAACCAAAUGGGGCACGGACACUCAGGAAACGACAGUUCAAGGAUCAACAACCACCUUGGCAUUGAGGGGACUCCGCCCUGUCGGUACUUACAUCGUUCGCAUUCGAGCUGAGAACUCCUUGGGACCAGGACAGUUCAGUCAAGAGAUUCAAGUGACGACAGAUGAAGAAGCACCUGAGUCACCACCCCUCAGCGUUCAAGCAACUCCACUCUCGUCGUCGACUAUUAAAGUAACGUGGAAAGCACCGAAAAAAGAUCUUCAGAAUGGUCUGCUGAAGGGAUACUACGUUGGGUACAGACAGCACUCUUCGUCUGACUCCUACACGUAUAAGACGCUGGAAAUCCACAGCGAUUUUCGGGAAGAAACUGUGCUCAGCUCCCUGAGAAGGUCUACAAAGUAUUCCGUUCUCGUUCAAGCUUUCAACUCAAAAGGGUCAGGUCCACCGUCUGAAGAGAUCACCGUGGAGACGUUUGACAGCGAUCCUCCACCCUCUCCAACCCUGAGUGUGCUUACCACAAGUGCCUCGUCUAUCCAGCUUCAGUGGGAUUCUCAUGCCAGCGAGGAUAGCCCAGCUUUAGGAUAUUAUCUUUACAUUAAGGAACAGUUUGGGACCUGGGAGGAACUUCAGCUUUCAGCACAUCAGUCGAGCCACAUAUUUCAAGACCUCUACUGUGGAACCAGCUACCAGUUCUAUUUAGUAUCGUAUAACAAGAUGGGGAAAGGAGAGCCGAGCGAAGUGCUCUCAGCAAAGACUCAAGGCUCAGCGCCGGUUGCCCCAAAGCGAGAUGCUCUAAUUACCGUCAAUGCCACAACGCUUGUCAUACAUCUAAGCAGUUGGAAUUCCGGGGGAUGUCCCAUCAAAUCCUUCGCCAUCCGGUAUCGAAUUCACGAAGAGUCCGACUGGGAUGUGGUCUCGGAGCAAGUGCUCCCGGACCAGAAGGUGGUAGAAGUGACGAACUUGGCUUCCGGAAAGUGGUACAUCCUCAACGUCGUAGCUCACAGCGAGGCCGGCUCAACGGAACAGGAAUUCACAUUCAGCACUUUAACGCGCAAUGGAGCUGCCAUCCCGCCGUUGAACAGCCUGGAAGGCCGGAAGCCCGCGUUCUACAGGAGUGUCAGCAUUAUGGUGCCCAUCAUGUGUAUCGUAGCAGUUUUCAUCGCCGUCAUAGUGGUCGGAUGCGUCGUAGUAUCAAGAAGACGACGACAGAUGAAUGACGGCAACAUGCAAGAUCAGAACCCCGAGGACAAGAACUUGGAGGCGAUGAGCCUUUCCAUUUUGAAACACACGGGCAGCACCGGCGGCGGUAUUCUUCCGGAAUGCAGCCCAAACAAGGAACAGAGCCUAUAUUUCCCGUCGCCCUAUGGGAUGGGCCGCGUCUUGGCCAAGCACAGCUCCUCCGAAUCCGAGAGCACACACAGUCUCAAGAGGUUGUCUGCGCCACGGAGGGAGCACAUCUACGAAGUGCCCUAUCCACGAUGGAGUGAAGAAGAGGAGACAUACUCUCAUAUAAUGGAUAACUCAGUCACAUCAACAUCAAACAUAUACCAGACGCCACGAAAGCAAGGCACUAUGAACCAGACUCACAAAAAGCCCCUUGCACCAACGCCCCCAGACGGUAGACGUCUUUCGAGGGAAGGCAGGGGAAAUCAUAGGACAGGAUACAAGUCAUCUAGUCUAGCAUCAGAUGGGCACUCCGCAGAUGAUAGUGACAGCGAAGGCGGUGACGCGUUCCAAAGGAAUUGGACGACGAGGAACUGUAUGGAGCAUCAGGAGAUGUCCGAAGCGGAAUGCGACCGAGAUCAGCAUUGCAGAGUGAAACGCCUGGACGCCCUCGGAAUUCAUAUUACUCCAGGAUAUAGCAUAACCUGAAACAUACUGAACCAAGGAGAGCUGCACGAAGCUAGGGAGACGUGUGUCUAGUGUCCACGUGCGAUGUUUCAAGUCGUCUGGACUUUCUGCCCCUCAAGUGCCAUGCAAGUACUGCUACGACCAUUCUCUAUCAAGACAGUGCCUCAAAGAAACUAAGUGGGUGCUCCUCAUGAACUCUUCUCAGUGAGGGCAUUAACUAUUUAGCGAAAUAAUUUAGUGUUCACCAGUGCUGAAAGAACAACGAACUGAACAAGUUUGGAGGUAUUCGAAGUGUUUUGUAAAGUAAGUAUGGAGAGUUUGUAAGCAUAAUGUUGUGGAAACUGUGCGGCAUUUUCAUCAGAACCUUGACUGUGUGAAUGGAGUGAUAUUUCCGAAUUCCAUCGUUUUCUACGAAAGAUCAUCGUGUUAAGACCUGACUGAGGAGUCGAUUAGAAAUUGUUCUCUCCUGGCAGUGGCGCUGUUCAAAGCUCUUUUCAGUGUUUUAAGGCGCAACCUUCUGUCCAGCAACGAACUGAUGCGAAUGGGUACACAUUUGACACAUAGCUCGGAUUCAAUGAUAUCCUAUUGUUAUAGAGGAUAUAACUAGAGCCCCUGGCUUUUCGCGAAUCUUCGGCUCCGCGAAAUGUAGCGAAAUUGGUUAUGUCUCGCGGAGCCUGCUGUUUCUCUCAGAAUCAUUUACGCGUAAUAUUCGAUAUAUUGCGGAACCACGUGACGAUUUAAAUCGAUGUAUUUUCGCGGGUUAAACCCGAUGAGUCACAACUGCAAUACAUGACGCCACUGAUAAUGUUGGUAUUUUCACGACUGAGUGUAGCGCAACGAAAGAAAAUUUAGAGACACCAACCACCGUAGUUCACUGAUAAAAAUAAAUUAACUGUCUAGCUUAUGACGAAUAGCACUGUACAGAUUAAGAAUGAAACAUCGUGAAAUUGAUAUUUAAUAGACGAGCUUUCGUGUAGAAACUACACUUCAUCAGGUAACACAAACAUCGUGAACACUGAAUAUAUAACUUACCUCCGGCGAGGAGGUGCAAAGUCCCUAUUGGAAGGAAAAAACAAAGGGAGAGAGACGAAAGAAAUACAAAAUAUACAUAUGCGUAUAUGGAAAGAGCCAAUGCGAGAUUAAAGUAAAAACACCACAUCGUCGUUAGGGACAAACGGUACUUGAGUCUCGCGUUGCUCUUUAUAUUUAUGUAUCUUCGCGGAAAAAUGAAUUUUCCACCGCAGAAAGCGAGGGGCUUUAGGUAUAACCCUUAUUAAGAUAAAAGAUAACAAUGCACACGGGUGAUUUGUUGUUUCUCCUUUGGCAGAUUCUAACGUGGUUGUAUAGCAAAACUAUGCUAUUCAGAAUGAUGUUGGUGUUUUGAUAUUAAAAUGAGAACAAAACAUCA